Brassica oleracea var. oleracea is the source of this 1845-nucleotide messenger RNA. RefSeq lists its product as uncharacterized. The record is from RefSeq and is a predicted model, not a curated record. The transcript has 5 exons. Lineage: Eukaryota; Viridiplantae; Streptophyta; Magnoliopsida; Brassicales; Brassicaceae. Bases 202 to 1491 code for a protein of 429 amino acids.
GUGUUAACAAUACGUGUGUGUUUUAAAAUUAAAACAUACAGUAUACUAUAUUAAAAUAAACUCACGAAACUUUACUAUUUAAACAGAGGAUUACAGGUGGUUUCCUCGCAUAACCAUAAAAUCAACGCGAUUCCCCUCUUUGUUUGUACUUUCACCCGAAGAAUCCUCUUAAAGCUUCAAAUCCCGAAACUACCCUUUUUCAUGGAGAAGCCAUCAUCGGAGCAAGGAUCUCGGGAACAUCUACUCCACCCGGAGUUUCCGCCGUCGCGUUUCCCCUUCUUGAGCACCGUCCUCUGGUUCGACAAGUCUAGUCGCGGCACCGCUUUGCUUUCCUGGUCCGUUUUCUUCCUUCUCGUCGUCGGCGUCCCGAUUAUCUCCCACUUCGUGCUCGUAUGCUCCGACUGCGAUUUCCACCACCGACGCCCUUACGACGCCGUGGUUCAGCUUUCUCUCUCGAUUUUCGCUGGAAUCUCGUUCGUUAGCCUCUCCUAUUGGUCGAGGAAGUUCGGGAUGCGACGGUUCCUGUUCCUCGAUAAGCUCUUGGAUGUUAGCGACAAGGUUCGGAUCGAAUACGAAGCUGAGAUUCAGAGAUCAAAGAAACGGCUAAUGAUCUUCGUCCUCCCAUCACUUACACUCGAAGCGACCUACAGAAUCUGGUGGUACAUCUCCGGCUCCGACCAGAUUCCUUACCUCAUCAACCCUCUUCUAAGCAACGUCAUCGCCUGCACUCUCCAGCUCUCUUCUUGGCUUUACCGUAACGCCAUCUUCAUCACCGUCUGCAUCCUCUACCAAAUCACAUGCCAUCUACAGACUCUCCGUCUCAACGACUUCGCACGCUGCUUCGCCUCUGAGAUCACAGACGUUGGCGCAGCUCUCGCCGAGCACCAAAAGAUCCGUCGUAACUUGAGGAUUGUUAGUCAUCGUUUCAGGAGAUUCAUCCUCUUGUCUUUGAUUCUUGUUACCGGUACUCAGUUCAUGGCGUUGCUUACCACGACGAGAGCUAGUGUUGCUGUUAAUAUCUAUGAAGUUGGCGAGCUUGCGUUAUGUUCGUUGAUUUUGGUUACGGGAGUAUUCAUAUGUUUGAGAAGUGCAACGAAGAUAACUCAUAAAGCUCAGUCUGUAACAAGCCUUGCAGCUAAAUGGAACGUGUGCGCCACGGUAGACUCGUUUGAGAACCUUCAUGAUGGAGAAACUCCUACAGCUUCAAAUGUUGAGUCACAGAUUUCAACAUGUCGCAAUGAGAUGGAUACAUCUGAUGAUGAGGAAGGAGAAGGGGACGAUGAACUUGACAAUACUAAGAUACAUCCCAUCUACGCCAAUACAAUUUCUUAUCAAAAACGUCAAGCUCUAGUGACGUAUCUGGAGAACAACAGAGCUGGGAUCACAGUGUAUGGAUUCCUUGUGGAUAGAUCAUGGUUGCAUACGAUUUUCGGCGUUGAACUUGCUCUACUUCUAUGGUUGCUCAAUAAAACAAUCGUGAACAUAGCAUGAAUAAGGUAUUUGAUAAAUACAUAGUAAAAUAUAGGACUGGAUUGUUUUUGGCAUGUUGUAUUCUAUAGAAGAGAUGACGAAGAAGAAGGGUAGAUAUUGUUUCACCGUGGCGAUGAUAUGGUUUCUCUCUUCCUUCAGUUUUGUUUAAUUAGUGUUUACAAAUACGGAAGUGUCACAAGUAUUUUUUUUGGUUCAGUAAUAGAUACAAAACAUGUACGUGGUUCUAAAAUAUAUAUGUAUCUCUCUAUCUGUAUGUUUGAUUUGUUUUGAGUUUAAUUAAGACAUGUAUGAUGUAUCGACUUUUAAGUUACUAACUCUGAUAUAGAGUGAUGAAUAAAACAUAGCAUUUUGUUC